Messenger RNA from Impatiens glandulifera, 1337 nucleotides. RefSeq names its product glyoxylate/succinic semialdehyde reductase 2, chloroplastic. Bases 140 to 1258 code for a protein of 372 amino acids. The transcript has 11 exons. Gene Ontology annotation, molecular function: glyoxylate reductase (NADPH) activity; NAD binding; NADP binding. Gene Ontology annotation, cellular component: chloroplast. The record is from RefSeq and is a predicted model, not a curated record. NCBI's taxonomy places the organism in Eukaryota, Viridiplantae, Streptophyta, Magnoliopsida, Ericales, Balsaminaceae.
AAAGCCACCAGUUGGCAGUUAGUUUUUCUAGCUAUAUCCAUCCCCUCUUCGUCUUCUUCAGCCCAUACCCUCUUCCAUUCCCUUUCCCUUGCAGACGAGUGGGCCAACUGAGAAAUUGACAAUAAGCUUCCAUAUUGAAAUGGCUACUACCCUUUUCAAGGCCAAUUUCACCCCCUCUUCUCUUCUAACUUCAUCUUCUCCCACCUUUCUUUCUACUGCCAUGGCAAGCUGUUCAAGCUUCUUCCAUCGUUCGCCCACUCAUUUCACUGCUCAAUCUCGCUCUUCAUCUUCGAGAAGACCCACAUUUCAUCCUUCCUUUAAGGCCUUCUCUUCUCAGAUGUCAGUUUCCUCUGCCAUAGUGGCUGUCAUUCCAGAACGCAUAGGCUUUCUUGGGCUUGGAAUUAUGGGCACUCCGAUGGCGGAAAAUCUCAUAAAAGCAGGAUGUGAUGUAACAGUUUGGAAUAGGACCAAGAGUAAAUGUGAUCUGCUAAUCUCGCUAGGCGCCAAGUACAAGUCAUCUCCCGAGGAAGUAGCUGCAUCUUGUGAUGUCACAUUUGCCAUGCUUGCAGACCCUGAAAGUGCAUUUGAUGUUGCUUGUGGAGAGAAUGGAGCUGCAAGAGGAAUGACUGCAGGAAAAGGAUAUGUGGAUGUUUCUACGGUUGACGUUGAUACUUCUAAAGUGAUUAGUGCACGCAUUAACGCCACUGGAGCGCAAUUUCUUGAGGCUCCAGUUUCAGGGUCUAAAAAGCCAGCAGAGGAUGGACAACUAAUAUUUCUAACUGCUGGUGACAGAUCUUUGUUUGAAACUGUGGCUCCAAUGUUGGAUAUAAUGGGGAAGUCAAAAUUUUACCUUGGCGAUGUGGGUAAUGGAGCUGCAAUGAAACUCGUCGUCAACAUGAUUAUGGGAAGCAUGAUGGCUUCAUUCUCAGAAGGAUUACUCCUCAGUGAGAAAGUAGGAUUGGAUCCAAAAGUUCUAGUGGAGGUUAUCUCACAAGGGGCAAUAAAUGCUCCAAUGUUCUCGAUGAAAGGUCCUUCGAUGGUCCAAUCCAAAUAUCCUACGGCUUUCCCCCUCAAGCAUCAACAAAAGGACCUUAGGCUUGCUUUGGGUUUAGCUGAAAGUGUUUCACAACCAAUACCAAUUGCAGCAGCCGCAAAUGAACUAUACAAGGUGGCUAAGUCUAACGGGCUUAGUGACAAGGACUUCUCAGCAGUUAUUGAAGCUUUGAAAGCGAAAUUGCAAAGUCAAUCGAAGGAUUAAAUGUUGUUUCACAAUCUUUUUCUUGUUAAACAAGUUUUUUGGGUGACAAAUAUAUCUAACAACGCUCGUGUUUUUGUUA